UGUACGAAGACUUUCAUCAAUGGCGGAAACCAUACUUGUAUACGCUUCGUCGGAGCACUUGAAUUCCAUGUUACCACUCGCUGUUUCAAUAACCAAACACCACCCCUCCAUCUCCGUCGUGGUCCUCAGCACCACCGCCGCCGCCGCCGCGGCCUCCUCCUCCGUCACCUACCGCCGCCUUCCGACCCCCGCCCUUCCACCAAACUCCGAUCCCGUCGAACAAUUCUUCGAAAUCCCUCGCCUCAACAACCCGAAACUUCGGGAAGCCAUUGAAGAGAUCUCCAAGGAAUCAAACAUCAAAGCAAUCAUCAUCGAUGUUUUCUGCUACUCCGCGUUUGAAGUUUCCGCCGCCGUCGGCAUACCCACUUACUUCUGCAACACCACCGGCGCGUUCGGCCUUUGCCUACUGCUCCACUGGCCGUUCGUUCACGAGAUAACUUCCGGCGCCGAUGGCAAUAUUGAAAUUCCUGGCUGCCCAUUGCUUCACUCGUUGGAUCUCCCCAAGGUAUUGCUUUUUCCUCGGAGUAAUUCUUACAAACACUUUGUGGACGCGUCAAUUAACAUGCGGAAAUCGGCCGGAAUCAUCGUUAAUACUUACCACGCGCUCGAGUUCAGAGCUAUGGAGGCACUGGCGAAUGGAUUGUGCGUACCAGGUGCGGCGACUCCGCCUGUUUACUCACUGGGUCCGUUUAUUAAUACUGAGAAAGACAGUAGCUCCGGCGGCGGCGGUGCAGAAGCUGAAUGUUUUCGGUGGCUGGAUUUACAGCCGAUGAAAAGCGUUGUUUUCCUCUGUUUUGGAAGAAGGGGUGUUUUAUCUGCUCAACAGUUGAAAGAAACGGCGGUUGGUUUGGAAAACAGCGGCUGUAGAUUUCUUUGGGCGGUGCGGAGUCCGCCGGGAAAUCCAGACGUGGAGGCGCUGCUGCCGGAGGGUUUCUUGGAGAGAACUAAAGAUAAGGGGAUCCUUUGGAAGGGCUACGCGCCGCAGAUGGAGGUGCUGAGUCACGAAUCGGUGGGGGGUUUCGUGACUCACUGCGGUCAGGGUUCGCUUCUGGAAGCGGUGUGGUUCGGCGUGCCGAUGAUUGGUUGGCCGCUGUACGCGGAGCAGAGGGUUAAUCGAGUUUUCAUGGUGGAGGAGAUGAAGGUGGCGCUGCCGCUGGAGGAGGCGGAGGACGGCUUCGUGACGGCGGCUGAGUUGGAGAAGAGAGUGAGGGAGCUGAUGGACUCGAAGACUGGGACAGAGGUGAGACGCCGGGUAACGGAGAUGAAACACUCCGCCGCCGCCGCGGUGGCAAAGGGUGGAUCGACGGUGGUUGCUAUGGAGAAGUUUAUCGAGGCGGUGAUAGGGAGUUAAUUAUUUCCUCGUUGUUGGUUAGGUAUUAAGGUAAAUAGGAGAUACAUGUAGUUUUCCUAUUUUACCCAUCAACCCCUUCUACUUUUAUUUAUUUAUGUUUUUCUUUUUUUUUUUUUUUUUUUGUGUGAUAAAUCUAGUUUUAUUGA
Messenger RNA from Erythranthe guttata (spotted monkey flower), 1497 nucleotides. RefSeq names its product chalcone 4'-O-glucosyltransferase. Lineage: Eukaryota; Viridiplantae; Streptophyta; Magnoliopsida; Lamiales; Phrymaceae. The record is from RefSeq and is a predicted model, not a curated record. Gene Ontology annotation, molecular function: UDP-glucosyltransferase activity.